Messenger RNA from Zea mays, 681 nucleotides. RefSeq lists its product as uncharacterized. The transcript has 5 exons. The record is from RefSeq and is a predicted model, not a curated record. Bases 68 to 664 code for a protein of 198 amino acids. NCBI's taxonomy places the organism in Eukaryota, Viridiplantae, Streptophyta, Magnoliopsida, Poales, Poaceae.
UGAGAUCCACCAUUUCCUAUAAGUGUCUACUUUUUGUUCUUUAUCUAACUAUUCUUUUAAUAGAUGCAUGAGGAAGAUAGACAAAUACAGAGGCAUAGUUGGCUUUUUAGAUCCAGAGAUGAUCAUUUUAAAGAGAAUCAAUGAAGAGGCUGAUGAAGUCGAAGCAUACAUUGUGAAAGCAUUGCUUGCUCAGCAGGACAAGGAGUGCAUAUUUGUUGUUUGCCAGGAAGGUUACCAUUGGGCCUUGUUAGUUAUUUUCCCAAAAUGGAAUACAGUGUACAAUAUUGACUCCAAAGGUUACCAAUCCCCUAGCUGCUAUAGUAUUAAGAAGCUAUUCGACGAGGCUUUUGGUGCUUAUGUCGACAAAAAAGGUCGCCAUAACAAGAAUUUUGGUCGCACAGUUAUAUGGAAACAUUUUCAGGCACACAUACAACCACCUGGCAGUAUGCUUUGCAGACAAUAUGUGAUGUACCACAUGUUAUCCUUUGCGGAUAAUCUUAGUUUGGACCGUGAUCGAUAUCCUCAGGGUCGUGCUGGUUUUGCAACCUGUCCAUUAUUGCCUGAUGAGAUAGCAAAUGUCCGAGAACGGUUGCUCGACUUCUUCAUGAAUGAGGUGAUAGACAUUGGUGGAUCAUGCAGGGUUGAGGGUGCUUCAUAUAACUAAAUCUAGCAUGGCUUCCU